Messenger RNA from Mesorhabditis spiculigera, 312 nucleotides. NCBI's taxonomy places the organism in Eukaryota, Metazoa, Nematoda, Chromadorea, Rhabditida, Rhabditidae. The record is from the annotation of a GenBank genome assembly.
AUGGCCUUUAACUGUUACUUUAUGGGUUUUCUUAUUCUUUCUGUGGUGCUUUGCGAAAUAGCUUUUGCCGUUGACGAGAGCUCUUUAACCCGAUCCGGAAAUCACGUACCGCGCGGAAAAACCUGUCGAAUUGGGGAAACACCCUGUGAGCCGGGAUACUUUUGCUGCGCCUCAAAGAAAUCAAUGCAACUCUCGGCCCGGGAGACCCCUGCACUCGCGGUGUCAACGACGACCAAUGCCCAAAAGGCUAUUUUUGCUGCGCCUUUGCCCGUGAUGGAUUUUGUGGAGAGAUUGGCAAAGUGUUUUGUUGAA